ACGCUAGCGUUUUGCUAACGAGUCAAUGCGCAUGUGUAGUACUUUUCGCACGUGUGGUGAACGUUCGGACUGACUGUAUGCAGCAGAGCUUACAGAGUUAGUGACGCUGUUAAAUAUUGGGUAAAAGAAACGUAUCCUGCGGUUUUUUUUGCUGCUUUUUCAGAGCUAGGAGAGAAACAAGAAGUCCUCCGUGAAGCAUUUCGCCGAGAGGGCCGGAAAACUAGGAAUAUAUAUUGCAAUGACUGAACCACAAGUGAACCCGAAGGCCUACCCGCUGGCCGACGCUACACUGACCAAAACCAUCCUGGACUUGGUGCAGCAAGCAUCCAACUACAAACAGCUGAGAAAGGGAGCCAAUGAGGCCACUAAAACCUUGAACAGAGGCAUCGCCGAAUUCAUUGUCAUGGCAGCAGACGCCGAGCCACUAGAGAUCAUCCUCCACCUGCCGCUGCUGUGCGAGGACAAGAACGUGCCAUAUGUGUUUGUGCGCUCCAAGCAGGCGCUGGGCCGGGCCUGCGGCGUGUCCCGGCCCGUCAUCGCUACCUCGGUCACCAUAAAGGAGGGCUCCCAGCUCAAGCCUCAGAUUCAGUCUGUUCAGAUGGCCAUCGAGAGACUGCUGGUGUGAUCCGACAGCAGCACUGCUGGUUGAUGGGUCCAUCCACUCUGUCCUCAUGUUGGAUUAUUUAAAACAUUUGGCAUUUUUAAGAGUAUUGCACGUUUUUUAUUUUGUUGGACCAUCAACUGUAUCUUAAUAAAAUUUUUUUUUUUUUUUUACAACUUGUUGACAUUUUUUUUAUUUAAAAUGUCAUCCUAACUAAAAAUGUUGCGUUUAUAAAUCAAAUGUACUUUUCCCUGCAGGGGGGUACGGCAGAGUAUUAAGGCCAUUGUAGAUGGAAUAUAUAUUUGAUGAAAAACUCUCAAAAUUUUGGGAUUAAUCUAAAAAAUUUUCCACAAAAAACAUGGAAAUGUAAGGUUUUUUUUUUUAAACUUUGAAAUUUGAGUUUUCGAAUUUAAAAAAACCAAACUUUUUCUUGAAUUCUGAGACAUCUCAAAAUUUUAGAAUUACAACGGCCCUUGUAUGUCAUUGUAGAUGGGCAAUAGAAACGAGUUGUUUCAAAGUGUUUUUUCCAUUUCUUAAUGACA
Molecule: messenger RNA, 1143 nt
Organism: Poecilia reticulata (guppy)
Lineage: Eukaryota; Metazoa; Chordata; Actinopteri; Cyprinodontiformes; Poeciliidae
Gene: snu13b
Product: SNU13 homolog, small nuclear ribonucleoprotein b (U4/U6.U5)
Biological process (GO): ribosome biogenesis
Cellular component (GO): ribonucleoprotein complex; nucleolus
Molecular function (GO): RNA binding
Source: RefSeq, a predicted model, not a curated record